UAAAUUGCGUAGGUCCAUUCCGACGGCAAGAGCCGCCGCUCGCCCUCGCCAACUACUGCUGGUAGUGCGGUACCUGAGCCCUAAGCUGUCAGUCGCCACUUUAAUAGGUCUCAAAUUCAGUCCUUCGAAAUCAAGUUCGUGCGUGAAGCACGAAUCUUCAACUAGAAAUUUGAGAAGCUCAAACCCGCUGCCGAGGAGGUCGAGCACGUGGUGGCGCUAAUGCUUCCCCUGUGAAGGUCAAAGACGGUGUUGUGAUUGUCCUGUGAGAUUUUUAUCGUCAUUCAUUAUAAAAUUGUAGACAUUUGUUUAUUUUGAUACAUUUUUGUGUUUGGGAUUGGUAUUGGUUUGGGUUCUGAGAUUUUCAGUGAUAUGAUAUGGUUUUCCAGUGAAGUUGUAAUUGCACCUUUAUUGUGUGUUUAUUGGUUUAGGUCUUUCCUAUAUAUAUAUAUGUGAUUAUGUGAUGGAUUUGUUUACAAAUAAAACAGUCAAGAAUUACAGAGUACAUUGAAAAAUUUUGGAGAAGGGUUUUGGGUGAAGAUAAAGAGUGAAAGAGAUCUAGAGAUAGGGAGUGAAAUGGGGUCCAUUGUUUGUAUAAGUGAUUUGUUUGGUGGUUAUUUGUGAUUUGUGUAAUGAGUAAUUGUAGUAUUGCAGACAUUACUAGUAAAAAAUGAAGACAACAUUACACUAAAAUAACUUCAACGAGAGCUUUGUUACCUUUUAAUAUUAUUUCUUUUUUAUGCUUAUUGAGUUUUUAAAUGAUUGAAGUUGUAAUAUGCUAGAGUUGCUCAUGCCUAAUCAAUUUGAAAGUCUUGGAGCCAAGCAUCAGUAAUUUGCAUAUAAAUGUUGCCAAGAGAAAAGAAUGUACUUUACUUUUGAGUGAAAUGAAAAGAACAGUCUUUUGAUAACAUGAUAACAUGAUCUGUCUUAGUUGCCUACUUUGUGAAAGAGCUAUGGUGUAAGCAUUUUAAUUAUUGAGAAAUUUUUUAGCACAAUACGAUGUGAGCCAUAUUAUGAAACUCUAAUUUCUGUGUGCAGAUUUAUGAUUUACUAAAAGAGAAUCACGUGGUUUGUCUUGUAUGCAGCUUUAACCCCAUCUUACCUUGUGUCUAGGCCUAACCCCAAGUUUCAAUCCGGGGAUUAUUCUGCAAGUGGUUCUUACUUCAAUUAAGGAUUGCGGCUUAAAUUGAUUUUUUUGGGUCUUCUCAGCCAAAACUGGAGAUGCUACCAUCAUCCACUGUUCUGUCUCUCGCCGGUGCUGGCACCGUAUUGACGGUGAUUUUUUCCGGCGAAUUGGGUCAUCUCAAAGCCAAGUGUUCUCCCAGACCCAGAAAGGUUUUCAGCCGUUGGUGCAUAAAGGAGCUUUAUUUACAGCAACACUCCAUCAAUGGUUUCAAGUCCAAGAAGCAAAACUCACUUUCAAGCUUCGCAUUCGGUAAAAAAGCCGAAGACAGCUUUUUCUCGGAUGUAAAUGAAGACACAGAUGACAUGUAUGAAGAUUUAAUUAAUAAUUAUGGAAAAGUGGUAUUUAGUAGAAAAGACAAAAAGCCUGCUAGCGCAGAGAUUGAUGAUGAUGCUGAAAGCCUGUCAUUUGCUAUGGAAUUGGCUUCGGUUGCAAGUGAGGUUAAGGCAGCAGAUAUAAAGGUCUUGUUUGUGAAGCCACUUGUUUACUGGACCCGAUUUUUUAUCAUAGCUACAGCAUUUUCCCAUCCGCAGAUUGAUGCUAUCGGGUCCAGGAUGAGAGAUCGAGCUGAGAAAAAAUAUGGAAAAAUUCCAACAGGAGAUACAAAGCCCAACUCAUGGACCCUGUUGGACUUCGUGAACAUGCUGUUGGCUCAACCCAUUUUCUUCUCUCCCAACUUUCCCACUCUCAUCAAGAAGACAAAUUUGAGAGCUUCACUUCAGCCCCACAACAAUUUUCCUCCUCUCAGAGUUUCACAAAUGCCAAAACCACUUGGUGUGAGAGCAAGACCCAAAACCCUGUUGGCUCCGCUUCAGAAAAAGAGUGGUGUCCAAAUCUGCCAUAGCUUCAAGAAAGAGAGCGAAGUUGGUGGGAAUGACGAAAGAGACUGGACAACCUCCUUUUUGCUCUUUCUCCUGUGGGCAGCACUCAUCUACUAUGUCUUCUUUCUCACCCCAAACCAGACCCCGUCAAGGGAUUUAUAUUUCCUGAAAAAGCUCCUGAAUCUGAAAGGGGAUGAUGGUUUCAGAAUGAAUGAAGUGUUAGUAUCAUUGUGGUAUAUAAUGGGCUUGUGGCCAUUGGUAUAUAACAUGCUCUUGCUUCCUACAGGAAGAAGCUCAAAAAACAGUAUUCCUGUAUGGCCCUUCCUGAUACUUUCAUGUUUUGGAGGUGCAUAUGUACUUCUUCCUUAUUUUGUACUUUGGAAACCGCCAGCACCUCCUGUUGAAGAAACUCAGCUUAAAACAUGGCCCUUGAAUUUUCUGGAAUCAAAAGUAACUGCAUUGAUAUCACUUGUUGCAGGGGUAGCCAUCAUAAUUUAUGCUGGUUUAGCUGGACAAGAUGUGUGGAAAGAAUUUUACCAGUACUUUAGGGAAAGCAAAUUUAUUCAUAUUACCUCCAUUGAUUUUAUUGUACUUUCCACAUUUGCACCAUUCUGGGUAUACAACGACAUGACUGCACGAAAAUGGUUUGACAAAGGUUCUUGGCUUCUUCCCAUAUCAUUGAUACCAUAUUUAGGGCCUGGUUUGUACCUUCUCCUACGGCCAUCAUUAUCAGCAGUGUCCAUUUCGCAAACUCCUGUUGAACCAGAGUGAAA
Vigna unguiculata (cowpea) is the source of this 2774-nucleotide messenger RNA. RefSeq lists its product as uncharacterized. NCBI's taxonomy places the organism in Eukaryota, Viridiplantae, Streptophyta, Magnoliopsida, Fabales, Fabaceae. The record is from RefSeq and is a predicted model, not a curated record.